AUGACACAUAAGAAGCAGAAGAAGGAGAUGAGCGAUUCCGAGAAAAAGACAUUCAAUGAAGAUUCGAAACAUUCGAUACUUGCCGUGGACCUGGUAAGAUUGAUCUUGGAACGCUUGAGCUUUGUUGAUUUUCAUCGAGCGAGAUGCGUUUCUUCAAUAUGGUAUAUUGCUUCCAAAACAGUCAUUGGAGUAACAAAUCCAACAACUCCAUGGCUCAUCCUAUUUCCAAAAGGAGAUGUGGAAAUAAAAAAAGAUUCAUGUAAGUUGUACGAUCCUCAUGAAAACAAAACCUACAUAGUAAGAGACCUCGGGUUUGAUUUAGUUACGAGUCGUUGUUUGGCUAGUUCCGGUAGCUGGUUCCUUAUGUUAGACCAUAGAACUGAAUUUCAUCUUUUGAAUCUGUUUACUCGAGUGAGGAUUCCUCUUCCGUCUCUAGAAUCAACCCGUGGCAGCGAUAUUAAAAUAGGCAAUGCGGUUUUGUGGGUAGAUGAACAAAGGAAAGAUUACUUGGUUGUUUGGAAUAUCUCUAGCCUUUUUGGAUAUCACAAGAAAGGAGAUGAUAGGUGGAAAGUGUUUAAACCUUUAGAGAAUGAACGUUGCAUCAUUGCUAUGGUGUUUAAAGAAAACAAGCUUUACGUUCUUAGUGUAGAUGGAAACGUCGAUGUUUUUUAUUUCUCCGGUAAUGAUUCUCCAGUGAGAUGUGCAACUUUGCCAUCUUCGCCAUUGCGGAAGGGUCAUAAAGUUGUUGUCACUUUGUCUGGAGAAGUUUUGAUCAUUGUAGCUAAAGUGGAACCAUAUCCUAGGACGAGAUUAUGCUUCUUCGCCGUCUACAAGAUGGAUCCUAAAUCAUCAAGAUGGGAAACGAUUAAGUCUCUAGCAGGCGAAGCAUUGAUUUUAGAUCUAGGAAUAACGGUUGAGGCGAAAGUGAUGAAAAAUUGCAUAUAUUUUAGUAAUGAUCAGUUUCAUAGAUACAAUGAGAAUAGUCUAUGGAAUGUAUCUAACAAGAGCGGUGUCUUCGUCUACCAUUUUCGAUCUGCUAAUGUGGUCCAAUUGGUUGAACUUCUUACUGCUUCUUCCAGGACCUCGAAAAUACUUUUCAAGGAUGCUCGUUGUUUUUUUCCCACUUUUACUUCAAAAUGGUUGCUUUAA
This is a messenger RNA of Arabidopsis thaliana (thale cress), 1149 nucleotides long. RefSeq names its product F-box family protein. Bases 1 to 1149 code for a protein of 382 amino acids. Gene Ontology annotation, cellular component: cytoplasm; nucleolus. The record is from RefSeq and is marked reviewed. The transcript has a single exon. Lineage: Eukaryota; Viridiplantae; Streptophyta; Magnoliopsida; Brassicales; Brassicaceae.